This is a messenger RNA of Folsomia candida, 2986 nucleotides long. Its product is annotated as CLK4-associating serine/arginine rich protein. The record is from RefSeq and is a predicted model, not a curated record. Lineage: Eukaryota; Metazoa; Arthropoda; Collembola; Entomobryomorpha; Isotomidae. The coding region runs from base 279 to 2747 and encodes 822 amino acids. The transcript has 12 exons.
AAUCAAGCCGACUGAAAGUUGGGCAGAUCAAAUUGUAAUUUUGGAUUAUAAAUUUUGAAAAUGUGGCAAAAUUUUGACUUAUUUUUUAAAACGGAGGAGGACGAAGAGAGGGCGUGAAGUUGAAGUGAGAAGAAAGAUAAGGCUGUGGGUUUAGACUGACUAAUUGUAUGUACUUAGCGAGGAGAGGGAGUGUAUAGUCAAGGGUAGAAUGAUAAGGCUGACAUCGUAAUCAACAACUUUGUGAAAUUUUUCAAGAAGCCAUAUAAACCAGCUUAACCAUGUGGCACGAGGCACGUAAGCAGGAGAAGAAGAUUCGCACCAUGGUCGUCGACUAUAGGCGUCGGGCUGAGCGAAGGCGAGAAUUUUAUGAAAAGUUUAAAGCUGACCCGGCCCAAUUUAUGCAAAUUCAUGGGCGACGCUUUAAAGUUAUUGCGGAUCCACAAGUCACCGCUGUGGCGGAUAGCUGCAUGGUCCCCUGGCAAGGAAACGAGGACAACAUGAUUGACCGAUUCGACGUGCGAGCUCAUCUCGACAUCAUUCCGGAACAUCACUCUGACCCUGACGGUCCCCCAGUCAAGGAGGACAACGCCUCUAUCCUUAAUUACGAACGAUAUAGAAUCCUCAUUCAAAACGAAUCUUCAAAAACCUCAGAGGAUAAAUUUCUCCAUCAAAUUCACAUCGAGGAACAAUUCGGCACUCCCACCGGUCCAGGGCGACACCAUCAUCACAAAGACAAGGAGAAAGUGGCACCCAAAGUGGCUAUCGGAUACACGUACGAAGAUAGCAAUCCAACCGGGAAUACUUGGUCUGCUGCAGUGAAGGAGAAAAGUGAGGCUAGUGGUCGUGGUACUAGUGCAACUAAUAACUCAGAUCCGGCCGAAGAAGAAGAAUCUGAGGAGGAAGUCGAUUUUGACCUGCUCGUCAACAUGGACGACCUCACAUACGCUCAAAAAGCAGAGCUCAACGUCACCGGCAACAAGUACGGAUUAACAGGAGGAGAUUUCAUGAACUAUUUAAACCAAGACUUGGAAGAAAAGGAGCAAAUUCGGUUAGCAAAGUUGCACGAGGAGGAGAAACAGGCCAUGAGUGGUCGCAAAGCUCGCCGUGAACGCCGCGCCUACAAGGAUAAGCUAAUCCUUCGUAAAGGAUACAUUUCUCCCCCAUCCUACGCAGCUGCCCACAUCCCACUUGGUGAGGAGGAGGAAGAAGAAGGUAAAAGAUCCUCUUCUGGUUCGAGAUCCAGCUCUCCGGAGAAGAUCGAGUUCAUCACAUCCUUCGGAGGGAGCGACCCUCUCCCAGCGAAAGAGCCAUCUCCGCCCCUGCCACGCGGAGGGCGACGUGUACUCCCUGCACCCACAAAGGUGUCAAGUACGAUCCGGAAGUGGGCAAGAAGUCGGAGUCGCUCACCAGAAAGGAGAAAAAUGAGGUCAAGGUCGAGAUCGAGAGAAAGAUCGGGACGGAAAUAUAAUAGCAGUGCGUCAUCUUCUAUGCGUGGAAAACGUGACUCAAGUCGGAGACGAAAAUCGUCAUCGUCAGAUUCGAGUGUGGACCGCAGACGCCGUCGACGCCGACGAACUUCUUCCCAUUCCUCCAACAGGAGCCGUUCUCGGAGUAGAGAUCGAUCUACCCGGUCUCGAAUUCGACAUCGCUCAUCUCGAUCACGAUCCCGAUCCAGAAAUAGGUCUCGUUCAUCACGAAACAAUAAUGGAAAGAGUAGUAGUAGGCGAAGAAGCAGCUCAAGAAGUAGAAGCCGUGACCGUGUCAGACGUAGAAGUGAUAGUUUAGACAACAAGAAGAAAAGAAGACGAUCACACAGUGAGAGUAGUGAUGAUGAUUCAACUUCUUCCUCCGGAUCAUCACGAUCCUCCCGAAAACCAAGUCGAGACAGGAAGAAGAGGACUUCGUCAUCAUCUUCGAGGUCGAGUUCGCCACGAAAGUCAAAAUCUAUCGAACGCCACCGCCCCAGCAACAUAACUUCCGUUUCAACAACAUCAUCAAAACCUUUGGUCACUAGUGACAAUAAAAAUGGACGUGCCCCAUCACCACCUCUGCCUUCGUCAUCUACUACAAACCACCAUCCCACUGUUGCAUCGGUCGUGGAACCAGCUCCUCCCAGACUUCCAUCUCCCCCAGUGCGGAGGUACUACGGUCGUCGUAAAGAAUCCACAGAGUCGUCGGACAGUGAUCAAAUUUCUUACUCUUCAUCCGGAUCGGAGGAUGAUGAAAGAAAUAAAAAGAGCACUAGCUCUUCUGAUCCAAAGGGUAAAUCCUACGCGAACUCAUCAUCCAAAACUUCUUCGUCCUACCGCUCGUCAUACAGCGAGUCGGGAUCACCAGCGGCGGUUAAAUUGACACCACAGGAGCGUCUAAAAAAGAAGAUGCAGGCCGCACUAAAUCGUCACCUCAAGGCAGACUUGGAGGCUGAAAAAAUUCGUCAAGAGAAACAAGACCAGGAACGGAUCGAAAGGGAGGAAACCCUUCGAGAACUUUCCAUUAAGUACAGACGAAGGGAGAGAGAACGCCGCCAUAGAGAAAUGGUGGACCAGGAUUCUGGAUCAUCUUCAGAAGAUCGUUCGACAGGAUUUCGCUCGUCUGCGUCACGAUCGCCGUCUCCUUCUCGUCUUCCACCUCUUCCUCCACUCCCUCCCUCUUCCAAACCUACCACCAUUCCCACAAGUAGUAGUAGGAGUUCUUACCGUGCUAAAAAGACACAUGACAGUGGCGACGAAGAUGACGACUAUUAUUAAUUAAUUACCUAUUUCUUCGCAAGAAUUAGUACCAGGAGCAUUUUUCAAUUAAUAACGUGAUUUUUGUAUGCUUUAUUAUUUAGUUAAUGUUUCAUUUAACUGAGUAGUUAAUUAAAAUGAUACAGAUUUCAUAAUAAAGCCUGCUGCAGAAAAAUUAAAGUCAGUCAUUAUUCCGAACCUUUGAAAAUUCUGUAUUAAUUGUGAAUUGCCUUUAUUCAAUAAAACUUAAUCUUUAAACA